Messenger RNA from Octodon degus (degu), 1333 nucleotides. It is a transcript of the gene Pcp4l1, whose product is annotated as Purkinje cell protein 4 like 1. The transcript is spliced from 3 exons. Bases 203 to 409 code for a protein of 68 amino acids. The record is from RefSeq and is a predicted model, not a curated record. Lineage: Eukaryota; Metazoa; Chordata; Mammalia; Rodentia; Octodontidae.
UCCUCCGCCAGGACUGGGUCGCAGGGGUCCCAGCCUGGUAGCUGAGCCUGAGGUCCGCAAGCGCUGGCAGGAGAGCUGCAGCUGUGUGCACCAGCUUGCUACCUCUGCCCAGCCGAGUUCUUACCCUUGAAGCCUGCGACUCUCAACUGCUGUCCACGCGUCCCCAGGGACCCCGCGCCUCACCUGUGUACCGACCGCCGCGAUGAGUGAGCUUAACACGAAAACAUCCCCAGCAACCAACCAAGCAUCUGGCCCAGAGGAAAAAGGGAAGACUGGCAAUGCCAAGAAGGCUGAGGAGGAAGAGGAGAUUGAUAUCGAUCUGACGGCCCCAGAGACAGAGAAGGCUGCGCUUGCUAUUCAGGGCAAGUUCCGGCGAUUCCAGAAAAGGAAAAAGGACCCCAGCUCCUGAAUGGCCAGCCUUGCCCCUCGCACUGCUACCUUCUCUCCCCUUCUCCACAUCCCUGACUCCCAUGUGUCUUGGCUCUUUGUCCCUCUAGCCUCUCACUGAGGCACAGUCAGCCUUUCUAUGUUCUUUUCUCUGGCACUCUGAAGCCGUCACAGCAGUAGAGGCACAAGGAAGGUGGAGAAGAUGAAGACUUCAGUUAGAAGCUGUUUCCCUAAGGGUGAACCAGUGUCUCCUUGGGCUAAGUACCUAGGCCGGCUCUGUGUGUGUGGGGGAGCACAAGAGGCUUUGAGGUUGACAGGUCCCCACUAUCACCAACAGCAAUGUAGGAAAGCGGGAAACCUUUGGAGUAGGGUGCCUGAGAGUGGAGCAGAGGCACUGUCUGCCCGUUCCAACAUUCACACUUCAUGUGACAUUCUUUCCCUUUCAGAUCCUUCUGCACUACCACCUCCAACUUCUUAGGAUCAAAGUCGCAGUGGGGACUGGAGCCUCCUUUGCCCCAGACAGACCUAAAUCAAGCAGCUUACCAGUUAUUGCAUGCUGAGCAGCUUAGCUCCCACCUAGGGAGGAGAGGAAACUUUCCUUCAUCCUCCAGUCUAUGACCGUAGUGAACCAAGGCAGGACAGGCUCCAGGGACCACAAGCAGGGAAAGGAGGUAUGGGGGGAUUUAGGGAAGAAAGAAAAGUCAAGAAUGGGGAGAUCCCUAAAGCCAUGGGUUACGGCCUGUGAAAGCAUAGUACAGGAAGGAUUCUUGGGGCUUUGCUAACCUGCCUAGCUCUAACCCCCAACUGUAGCCCUCCCCACCAAGGCUGCACAAGCCAAGUGAACCCAGUAGUUCCCUCCUGUCCCACUGUGGGGGCAGAAAUGGAAUAGCUACUCUGUGAUUUUAGCAUGUUUAAUAAUUAUAACAAUAAAAACCCCUCAAAUGGG